UCAAUCGUAGCUAGUUCGUCAUUUGAGAGGGUUCUUCCAAAGUAAACAUGAAAUUUUACCUAUUAUUCCUUUUUACGACAAUUUUGAUUAGUUUGUGUGAAUCACAUGAUUCGACUCUUCUUAAGGUUUUGAAUCGCAUCCGGCGUGCUGAGCAGAUUAACAACCAAAAACCGGUCAACUAUGGAUUUCCGGUGUUUGGGACCCCAUCCUGGCCCACUUUUAACACCGGUGGAGGAUGGUCACAGCAGCAGCAACCGGGUGGGUCUUUCGGCAACGGUGCUGGCCUAAAUCUUCAGGGUAGGUUCGAUUUCGGCGGAAUCCCAUCCGGCGGCAAGGGCAACCAGGUGAGCGCCGGGUCCACGUGCACGUACUCCAAGGAUGGCAAGCAAAAGUGUCACCAGUGGGAGGACAAGAAGGGGCAUUAGGUGAACAAGUAUUCACGACUUUUACGUUGUAAUCAUGAUUAAAAUACAUACUACAAAGAGUUAUAC
Culex quinquefasciatus (southern house mosquito) is the source of this 491-nucleotide messenger RNA. RefSeq lists its product as uncharacterized. Lineage: Eukaryota; Metazoa; Arthropoda; Insecta; Diptera; Culicidae. The record is from RefSeq and is a predicted model, not a curated record. The transcript has 2 exons. The coding region runs from base 48 to 425 and encodes 125 amino acids.